This is a messenger RNA of Mytilus trossulus (common blue mussel), 627 nucleotides long. RefSeq names its product ficolin-1-like. The transcript has 4 exons. NCBI's taxonomy places the organism in Eukaryota, Metazoa, Mollusca, Bivalvia, Mytilida, Mytilidae. The record is from RefSeq and is a predicted model, not a curated record. The coding region runs from base 79 to 627 and encodes 182 amino acids.
GCUAUACCACACCACUAUGGUUCUGGGGUUUACAGUAUUCAACCAACAACAUCUGCAGAGUUCGAUGUCUUUUGUGAAAUGGACACAGAUGAUGGUGAUUGGACAGUAAUCCAGAGGAGGAUAGAUGGCAGUACAGACUUUUACAGAGGAUGGGCCGCUUAUCAGGACGGUUUUGGGAAUCUUACUCAUGAGUUUUGGCUAGGAAAUGCCAAAAUUCACAAAAUAGUCUCCACUGGUGAUUAUCAACUAUGGGUAGAUUUGGAGGAUUUGGAUGGCAAUCAUGCAUGGGCUAAAUACACUAGAUUCUUCAUCGGAGAUGUAACAACAAACUAUCAAUUAGCAAUAAGCGGCUACGUAGCGAGCAGUACCGCUGGAGACAGUCUUACAUACCAUACCGGAAAUAUGUUUUCUACGCAUGACAGAGAUAAUGACAAACUUGCUAAUACUAACUGUGCAGUCGAUUAUAAAGCAGCAUGGUGGUACAAUGCAUGUCACUAUUCCAAUCUAAACGGGCCGUACUUACCAGAGCAAAUUAUUACCUCUUAUGCUCAGGGAAUCAUAUGGCGAUUGUGGAAAGGAUAUUUCUAUUCUCUUAAAUCAACAAAACUAAUGAUAAAGAAAGUGUGA